AAGCUUACUUUAUAUAUAUUUUUAACAUCAAAACAAGAUUAACUUUAAAUAGGGCAUCAGAUGAGUCCUGUUUAUAUAUUUUUUGUUUAUUUUGGUUCAUAGGUAAUGUAAACAAAAGUCUAGUAUAAAUCAUUCCAAUACAUCUGAGCAGCAGGCCUUUCCCUUGUCAUCUUUUUUCCUAAGUGAUGUGGAUAUUUUUUAGGCUCCUCCCCUAGCCAAAGAAUAUUCCAUCUAUUUGAGACUACCUUCAUACAUCAAAUUGCAGUCUUAUCUGCUUACGGGUUGAACACAUAGAGCAUGAUUUAAUGUAAUGAUGUUUGCAGUAGUAAGUGAGCAUUGCAGCACCUCUUUAGCAUCUGAAAGAGAGGGGAUUUGUUUGUUUGGUUUGCAUAAUUAGGCCCUUGAAAAGCACAAAUGUAAAUAAUACAGUAAAGUACACUUGCCUUCCAGGCAGGGACUGCAAAUUGUGGAGAUAAAGAGAUUAGCUGUACAGAUUAGUAUCUGUGAUCUUUUAAAAUCGCUUACCUAAGUAAAUAGCAUUACUCUUGGCAUUAACUUUUUUGCAAACAACACAGUAGGUUUUAGUAGGCCAUGGAAGACAUGCAACAUGACGGUUUCCCAGAGAUGAGUUUCCAGUGAGACUCAAGAGCAGUAAGCAAUAAAUAAUUAUAGUACCACUAGACCACAGCACAAUGUACAUGCAUUGUAUAUACUCGCACUGUAGGAUUUAUAAUCUGAUUUUGGUUCCUGAGGCACAGUUAGAUAAAUGCCUUCAAAGGGUCAAUAGGAGGUGAACACAGGGACUAAACACAAGCUUCACAGUUAAAACCCAGUCAUAUAGCCAGUCAUUCCUUAUGUCUGACGACACAGUCUGCAACUUUUGACCAUGCAAUUCUAAAAAAUGUAAGGCUUUUCUACUUUGGUAUCUUGCUUCCUACUAAAGCACUUUUUACAGCAAGAACAACCAUAAAGGAACUCGGUGUUGACCACCAAGGAGAAAUCAUGUACGAAGUGUCUUAUAACUUAGUUUCUUUAUGGUGUCAUCAUAGAUAUAGCAGUUGUUUCUAUACUGGGAACCUAUUAUUUAUUUAAAGCCUAAAAUGCAGGGUACCAUCUCUAUUUAAUUUCUGAAGGUCAGUGUCUAGCUAGAAGAAAGAGUACUAUCAUAGAGUACUUCCCCCCCAAACCAGACUAGGCAAGUGAAAGCAAAACAGAAUCCUUGCUAAGUAGCUGGCUACCAGAAUUUUAUAAUUGACAAUAAUAUAGUUUCCUAAGGCCCUAGAAUUUCCUUUUAUAUUUGUUUCAUGUGUAGCAAUCAUUACUAAUCUCUCAAACUAAUAUAAUAAUUGUGACAGGAUAAUGCUGCAGCUUUCUACAUAGCUCCAUGGUAUCUAUAUUUAGCCUGAAGAGUUCAUUUUAUACUUAGAUGUUCUGGGUUACUUGCUUGCAACCAUCAUAUUUUAUUCACUGUUCAGACUGGUUACUAGGGGGUUACUGCCUGGUAUCUACAGUAUACUAGAUGUUAAAGUCUGAAUUGAUCCAUUGCUUUUAAGAAAACCAAGAUCUAACUCAUUAGUCAAUCCCAUCUUUGCCUCUAUGCAUUUAAGUAUUUUUUUGUCAUGUAGUGCUGAUGUAAAUAUGCUUAUACACAGUUGCAAUAUCAUAUGACUCAUUUUAAAUGAGAAAGAAAGUUAAAAUCACUGACUGGAGCCAAAUGUCGGGCACCCCCAGUGAUUAUAAUAGCUUACCUGGUACCCCAAGCUGGUGCUUCUGUUAGCUGAAAACUAGGUUAUUUCUGUAAAAGCUCACAGCUGCAAUCUUCUUUCUAUUCUGUCUCUUUUUCUCUGGGCCUGGGCAGGUCCAUGCACAGUAGAGUGAAAAAGCUGUCUUUUUGCAUUUAAGUCUGUGCAUGCGCUUCCUGUUCCAGAAUGGAGAGUAGAUGGAAGAAGCAGGAAAACACGAUGAUAGUGGACUCUACAGAAAUACCCCAGGCCUGUGCAGUUUUUUGCCAAACCGAGCAUUGCCCUUGGGUAUCAGAUAUGGAAUGUGCAGAUGUUCCUCUUCUGACUCCGAGUAGUAAAGAGAUGAUGUCUCAAGCUCUUCGUGCUACUUUUAGUGGCUUUUCCAAGGAGCAACAACGUUUAGGGAUCCCCAUUGAUCCCAGAGAAUGGACAGACACACAUGUGAGGGAGUGGGUCUCAUGGGCAGUGAAUGAAUUCACUCUGAAAGGAGUGGACUUCCAGAAGUUUUGCAUGAGUGGAGCAGCAUUAUGCGCCCUGGGGAAGGAAUGCUUCCUAGAACUGGCACCAGACUUUGUGGGAGAUAUCUUGUGGGAGCACUUGGAAAUAUUACAGAAAGACUCAAAACAAUACCAAACUAGUGAAAUAACCCCAGCAUACCCAGAAUCAAGAUACACUUCAGACUACUUUAUCAGUUAUGGAAUUGAACAUGCACAGUGCGUUCCACCCUCUGAAUUCUCUGAACCCAGCUUCAUCACAGAGUCAUACCAGACCCUGCAUCCCAUCAGCUCAGAAGAGCUCUUGUCUUUGAAAUAUGAGAGCGACUACCCUUUAGGACUGCUGCGUGACCCCCUGCAGCCUGAAUCUCUUCAAGGCGACUACUUCACCAUCAAACAGGAGGUAGUGUCUCCAGACAACAUGUGCCUGGGACGCAUCAGUCGUGGAAAACUUGGAGGGCAGGAGUCCUUUGAAAGUAUUGAGAGCCAUGACAGCUGUGACCGCCUCACUCAGUCCUGGAGCAGCCAGUCCUCCUACAACAGCCUUCAACGUGUGCCAUCUUAUGACAGUUUUGAUUCUGAGGACUACCCACCUGCUUUGCCCAGCCAUAAAUCCAAAGGCACUUUUAAAGACUAUGUAAGGGACAGAGCAGAACUCAACAAAGACAAACCCGUCAUCCCUGCUGCUGCUCUCGCUGGCUACACAGGAAGUGGACCAAUCCAGCUGUGGCAGUUUCUCCUGGAGUUGCUGACAGACAAAUCGUGCCAGUCCUUUAUUAGCUGGACAGGUGAUGGCUGGGAAUUUAAACUCUCUGAUCCAGAUGAGGUUGCAAGACGCUGGGGCAAGAGGAAAAACAAGCCUAAAAUGAACUAUGAGAAGUUGAGCCGUGGACUGCGCUAUUACUAUGACAAAAAUAUCAUUCACAAAACAGCAGGAAAGCGCUACGUCUACCGUUUUGUCUGCGACUUACAAAGUCUUCUUGGAUAUGUGCCGGAAGAACUGCACGCCAUGCUUGAUGUUAAACCAGACACUGAUGAAUAGAGUUUAGUAGAUUUAAGUUUGGAGCCUAGAAAAAAAAUAAGACAACCCACAAACCCCAAGCUCCAAUCUCUGCGCCACUUUUUUCACUCCUGGAUGUGCAGGAUUUAUAUGAAGUCUUUCAGCGUAAAGGAUAUAACUGGGAAACAGACACUGCUUCCUUCAUGAGUGGGCCUUGGGAUAAUGUUUGAAGUUGGUUACCCUGCAUUACCACUGCCAAGGAAAAGCCUGGGCCUUUCCGCACCCUACUUUUUAUGCAGAACAGGAAGGAGAGCAAUUUGAUUGCUUACUUUAGUAACCAUUUUAUUUCCAGAUGUUGUGCCAGUAUGUCAUAUAUUUUUUUUUUCUGAAUUAGUGGAUUUUUUUGCUUCAGUUCUUGUUUCAUGUGUAGCCAGCUUUUAUCAGCAGAUGCAAACUGAUACCAAUUGUCUGACAGACUACAAAAAAAGAAGGAAGUGUGUUAAGAAAACUAAUGAAAAGCACACAAAGAUUUCAUAGGUCCAACAGCUACAAAGAUUUUUAUGACUUCAUUUUGCGGAGCCAUAUUGCUGGAACAAUUAAUCAGCUUGAUUCAAGCCAUAUCUGAGCAUAGUUCUGAUGUAGAGGUAUUGGUUUAAGUGCUCCUUUGUGUCCACGUGGCUGAAGAGAUUUUUAGAAGUGCUUCAGCUUUCUCCAGGACACAAAUAGUAGUAACCAAAUAUAUUCCUUCCCUGCAUGUACCUUGAACUUCUAUUUUGAGGAGCGCAUCUUCAGAAUAUGCUCUCCUCCUUUUACUUAAUUGCAGUGUUUGCUGAGCCACACCUAAAUGGUUGCGCUGAAGUCCCGUACACCAUGCUAAACAUUCCCAGAAUGUAUUUUUUACAGAUAAGAGAAUUAUAUGCGUGUAUAUAUUUUAUAAGAAACUUUUUAUGAAAAGGUUGUACAGAUAUAUUGUCAGUUGUAUGUGUUCUUUUUUUUUUUUCACAUAAGUGCCAAAGAGGAAGUUGAUUUACAUACAAACAGGAAGAGGAUGGGCAGCCAACACCAUUCCAGCAGUCGCAGAACACUGAUGCCAGACAAUACUACUGCUCAGCUAGUGUGUUAAUGCUGGGAUUGUGGUUCUGUGGCAGUUGGCAUGCUAAGGCAACCUAUCCCUGAGCUAGGACAAUCUUAAAGUAGUUGAUAAUACCUUCAGGGAUGAAAUGUGCAAUGAAAGCUGCAGAGGUUCAUUAAGCUGACCACUUCAAACGAGUUACUCUUUUAAUGAAAAGCACAUUUAAAGGGAAUGUAUAGCUAAAGUGCCAGUUGCUCUUUUAACGUAGCUUAUACUGUUACAUUUCCAGCUGAUGAGAAGAAAUGUGCUUACUUCUAACUGGUGAAAAGCAGCCCAUGAAGAAGUUGUCAUUGGGCAAGCAAACAUUUAUACAUCAGGCAGUUUAUCUCACAAAAGUAUGAGUGUUCGCUAUAGUUUUCAUUUCAGAGAACUUUAAACAUACAGCAUUCCUCAGCUUUGUCAGUUAUACAGAUAAAAAUGGAGAGAAGCAUGAUAGAUGGUUGUUCACUGUUAUUCCUUCCUCCUGACAAAACUUUAGCCAAUUGUCUGACACCAUUGAUUUUUAGGGCAGUAAAGGCUUGUCCCUUCUAUAAAUUAUUUCUGAAAGCCUGCAGGCAAAUGACAGAAAAUCGUUAUCCAUAGAGAGCUAGAAGGACUGCAUUUAUGGCCAUAUUGCAUGGAGCAUAGAUAAGAGUUAAUUAUAUGAAAAGAUAACAGAACAGCAUUAGAUGUUUGUAUUCAGUUUACCAGCUCUCAGUUCAGGUCAAUAACCUUUUUUUUUUUUUUGUUCACAUUAUCGGUAUGUUUAUAGUUAUGAAGAUUAGAAGAGUUUAACACUCAUGCCUUUCAACUCAGAACACAUUGGGGUUUUUAGCAUUAACUUUGCUUUCAGUUUGAAUAGGCAAUUGCCGUGCCUUUCCCAGUGAUAAAACCAAAUGUCCUUUAUAUCUAGCACAUAUUUUCAACCAUUCAUUAAAAAUGUUCUUUCUAAUACGAAGUCUAAUAUGAAGCCUCAGGCGCUAUGUAAAUAGAUUUUUUUUGGAAAUAGUCCUUUAUUUUGGAAGUUUAAAUUUUAAGAAGCAAUUGAUGUAACAAAACAACAGUUUAGAGGUUCCUUUUUUACUUUUAAUGCAGAAAGUUUUUUUCCCCCCUUCAUUCUAUCCGUAUGGUUAUAUUUUCAAACCUUCACAGUGUUAUUUAUGUAAAGUGCCUUCUCCAAAAGACUAUGGAAUAGGUGACUCAAUCUUUAUUGGGGGGUCAGAUGUCAGAUGGUCCAAAUCAUUUUCCAUUUGGUGACAAAAGGAUGGACAUUUCAACUGACUGAGGGCUGCUAAAUACAUUCCACUUGGUCUUAACCCAUUUUAACUGAAUAUUCCUGUUACAUAAAGUAAAAUCUUUAAUCAACCAAUGGAUUUGAAAGGGGCUUGUACAUUCUCAGAUUUAUUUCUAGUUUCUGUUACAAGAAAAUAUUUUUAUUUAAAGCACCAGUUCCUCAUGCGAGUUAUCAAAAAAUAAACAUCUUCUAAUGAUAUCCAUACAACGUUUGUUUCUUUGCUAUUUGGUGUUUUGAUUUCUCUUUUAAUAAAUAUUUUUGAGUCUAUAUUUAACAUUAUCUGUAUAGUGUAGGCUGGUGCUUUAAAACUCAGCUGUGCAUCAUUAGAUAGGGAAACUGCUUAGUCUUAUCACUGAAGUAAAUUGAUAUCAUGAUGACACACACUGGCCAAAUUUGCCCCACUGCCAUUACCCACGCUAACCAAUAAGAGUUUACUCGCAUGUAACCAGAUGAAAGAUAACCAGAUGAAAGAUACUUGCUGAUUUGUUGCAAUGGUUAUUGCAAAGUUAUUAAAUGAGCCCCACUGUUAUGUUUCUUGGCAAAGUAAUAUUUUUCUACCAGGCUAGGGGCCACAUCUUGUAGAACAGGAAAAGCAACACAUUUAUAUCUCGUGCACACGGUCAUAUUUAACCUGCAGUAAAAGGACCAACUAAAAUGGAUCGUUUAACAUUAUAACCUUUAUGUGGCUGUUCACACAAAUGUCUGUGAUUGUUGGAUGGCGUUGUAAACUUGCAUUCAACCUGAUCAGCAGGGCAGACCAUCACACCAUUCCUUCAUUUCUAUUCCAUGACGUGACACUUUUUGAACAUCUGAUCGAGUCAAUCACUCUAAAACUCUCUUGUAAUCAUGCAAUUCAACAGUAUCAGAUUCUCAUGCUUCAACCUCUCACAAAGUAGCCAAUGUCAAUGCAGCUCAGCAAUUUUGAAUGCUUAAAUAUAAGCUACAGAUCUGCAUAAUAUGCUUCAGAACAGUUGUUGAAGAUACAGUAAUAUAAUUCCCAAUUAAUACAUUCUCAGUUUAAGCUAGACUUCUAGUGUUACUCUUCCUUAUGAGGCCAACACUUUUAUUUUAUUAUAAAGACCACAAAAAUAUGCCAGUAAAACUUUUGCAAUGAGAGGCAGCAAUGGCUCUUUGUUAUGGCCAACAGCAUUAAAGUACCAAAUGAAUGUUGAAGUUCUAGAUUAUCCGAUACUUUUAAUCAUGUAGUAUUGCUGUGUUUAUCUGCUCUCUUGUUGCACAUGCCUUUGAUCUAUUGAUAUGAAUGCAAAAAACCUUUCUGUUUUUAGACCAUAUUCUGUUUUACUGAGCUUUAGAAGACACCACUCAACUGUACAGUGUAGGUGUUACAAAUAUUGGCCAAACACAGGUUGAAAUCAAGAAUCCAAUGGCUAAAAAGACUUGACUACCAAAUUUCAAGGAAAUAAACGCUAGAAAAAAUGACCCAGGACAUUGUUUUUGUUUUAUUUGUAUAAAGACUAUGGCUAAUAUAGCACAUUGUUCUAAACAAAGAGUGUUCUCCUUAACUUCUGCUGACUAAAGACAGUGCCAUGGUUUCUUGGAUAAGCUUAAAAAGAGUGUAAAUAUCUUACAUUCUUUGGCAUCCACCUGCUAAUGAUUUUCUACCGAAGAUUUCCACGUAGGUACAUUAUUUGUCAAUAUUACUGCUAUAUUAGCUCUGGUGAAUUACGAUUAGCUACUGAAAUCUCAACAUUUAAACCUGUGUUAGUAAAAGGCAUUACUUUAUGAUAUUGCUUGUAAAGGGUUUUGGUUGUUAGUCUGCCCCUUAUGGUGCUUUUCUAUUUGUCUGUGUUCCCAUGCAAGGAAUAGCCAUGCUGGAAGCUGUGAUCACUUUAGAUAAUCACUGCAAAUCUGACAUCCAUGAUUCUUAUGGUUUACAGUUGUGAUGAUAGGCACUUUGCUAUAUAUUUGUAUGGUUUGAGUCCUUGUUUAUAUGAAAAAGAGAGAAAAUACUGAAUCAUCUCCCUCUAGGGUCUCACAUUGAUGUAGGGAACUAGUAGAACAUGCACAGCAAUAAACAGUUACAAUGAAUAGUCCUGUAUUAGAUUUGUAUUGAUAUAAAUACGAAAGACCACAACAUUAAAUGUAUUUGGAGGAUUGUACAAUUAAAAUGUGGUUCCUAUUAUUUUUAUAGUGACCACAGGACUCCACAAUCACUUCAUAAAUCUAAAAAGUAAAAUCUUGCUGCUGUUGUACUACAAUGGCAUGAUUUUGACUCUUGGAGAACGGGAGAACAUACAUUUGAGUUGAUUGCUGCAUUAUUCCUGAUACAACAUAAGUGCAUUUGUACAUUUACAACUUCUUCACUAUCAAAUUGAAAAAGCUCUUUCUGGAUAAAGGCAGAAACCUAGCCUGUUCAUAAAGACCAUAGACAAUUACCAUUUGCAUAUUUAAAGGCACAAGUAGGUGCAACCCCCCACAUAAUUCAUAAUUGGGCACCCCAUUGUCCAGCCACCCAAUCAGUAAGUUAGCCCCAUGGAAAGGCUACAGUCUUUGCACAAAUGAUUAUUUCAAAUUCUAUACUGCUAUCCUCUGUACCAAAAAUGAUAGGCACAAUCAUUGGAUUAAUGCAUUCAAUCUAUUAUUAUUUGAAAUCACAGAAUAGAAAAGUGUAGAAUCUGAGUGUUGAGUGCACAGAAAAAAAAGAAUAAGACCGAAAUACAAAGCAUGUGAUCAAGGCAGUUGGACAUUAAUGUAAAUCGCUUGCAUGGCAUUUUGUUGAAAGAAUGUGGUGUACUCAGGAAGUUUAUGUAUACGGUAUUGCAUUGUAUUUUUUGAUGAUAGGUUUGCCAUUACUGUGAGGUUCAAUGUACAGAAGUAGCCCUGGCAGGGUAAGCCUUAUUUAGGUUAAACAGUUUAUUUCUUGUAGCAAUACAUUAUCUGUUGCGUGCCUUAUUAUAGAACAAUUAUCAUUUAAGUGCCCUAGAAUAUCCCUCUGAUAUAUAAGCUUAUAAAAAAAAAAACUGAUGCACAUUUUGUUCUUUAGAAUUAGCUCUAGUAAAGCUUUUUUUAGCUUACUAUAUAGGACUAAAACAUAUAUAGAAUCCAAAGCAAACGGCAGCAGUAAGUAUAUUUUGGGUGGCCAGCAUCCUCUGGAAACAUUCUCAAUAACUCUUAUCAUUGUGCAAUUGAUAUCAUUUGGUUUGCUCCCUGAUGCCAAGGGGAAGUCAGUGCCUGA
This is a messenger RNA of Xenopus laevis (African clawed frog), 8837 nucleotides long. It is a transcript of the gene ets1.L, whose product is annotated as v-ets avian erythroblastosis virus E26 oncogene homolog 1 L homeolog. Gene Ontology annotation, molecular function: sequence-specific DNA binding; DNA binding; DNA-binding transcription factor activity, RNA polymerase II-specific. Gene Ontology annotation, cellular component: nucleus; cytoplasm. The transcript is spliced from 8 exons. Gene Ontology annotation, biological process: cell differentiation; regulation of DNA-templated transcription; regulation of transcription by RNA polymerase II. The coding region runs from base 1929 to 3278 and encodes 449 amino acids. NCBI's taxonomy places the organism in Eukaryota, Metazoa, Chordata, Amphibia, Anura, Pipidae. The record is from RefSeq and is a predicted model, not a curated record.